AGAUAUUGGUGUCAGCGAGUUGUUUGGCUCAGUAUCUUCCAAUGUGUCAUUGAAUGAAAAGAAAACCAAUUCAAUGGUGCAUGAACUGUUCGGUGAAGCUAAUUUAAGUGACGAUAAUAGUAAUAAUAAUAAUGAUGAUAGUGAUGAAUAUGACUUGAAUGAAUUACAGGGAAUUGAAGACGAUGAAAAUAAUUAUGAACUAUCAGAAAAUGGAGCUAGUAUUCAAAAAAGUUUAUCAGUUAAACAGCAUUUAGAAAAAGAUAAACUAAUUGAACGUCGUGUUAAUAAUAUUAUUCAACUAGAGGAGCAGUUAAUAGAAAAGAAUUAUUCUACACCAUUGCCUAAUGUUAAUAAAUGUAACAAUAAUAAUGAUUCGGUUAGCACCGCUUUGGCAGCUUGUGCUUUACGACGUCAAAAAGCAAUUUCUGCACUGAACGCUUCUUCAUUCACUCCUAACCCUGUUGUUUCAACUAAACCGACUGCUAUAACACCCGUUACAAAUUGUACUAAUCAAUCAACUUCGAUUGAUAAAGAUUGUUGGUUUGCAAUCCCUACAAAACUUAGAGUUUAUCGGCCACGUAUUUCCUCUGAACUUUGGUCCAGCAGAACCUCUGAUCGUGAGGUUCUCACUCUACCUCAGUAUAUUCAGCGUCAUCGUAAUCAUCAAUUUGUCGGUAACGCUAAAAAAUCUUUUACCAGUGAAGCCGUUGUGGUUGGUGUCAUUGGAUCCAAAUUACCUCCACGUCGCUCUCGUAAUGAUCGUAUUUAUUCAGUCUGGUGUCUAAGUGAUCUAGAAAAUAUCGGUCCUGGAUCUUCAUCAGGGUGUUUAAAACUGUUUUUAUUUGGUAACUGUCAUGAGAAAUUGUGGAAAGAACCUGAAGGUAGUGUUGUUGCUGUCCUAAAUCCUCGCUCACUUACUUCUGGAGAAGUAAGUGCAUUUACUGA
Schistosoma turkestanicum is the source of this 945-nucleotide messenger RNA. Lineage: Eukaryota; Metazoa; Platyhelminthes; Trematoda; Strigeidida; Schistosomatidae. The record is from the annotation of a GenBank genome assembly.